AUGGUCCAAGUUGAGGAGAUCACCUUAUCGCACGUGAAUGAGCAGCUCAUCCGAGGAGCAAAGUCUUGCGCCGUUAACACGACCAUUUCGCCACAAAUUCCAUUACUGGCCGCGUCUGACAAUCGCUGGGCAGAUACUGUGGAAGAGCUUCAAUUCAAAAUAGAAUCCAUCGUUGAUCGCCUCUCUCGUCGACGCAAGUUCGAAGGACAGGUCUACCUGGUCGGCGACGUCUUAGGCGGCUUAGUUUGCUACGAUAUGAUAAAUCACUUGUACGAUAAUGUGUCCAAGCAAGAAACAAAUAGUCUUCAAACGGCAGGCAAUCCUGUCUUUUCAAAGCGAUCUUCUAUGGAUCAUCCUUCGAUCAGCCGAUCGCAUUCUCUUCGUUCUGAGCGCUCCCAGACGUCACAGGCUUCACAUUCCUCGACUGGUUCAUUCGAAUACGGAAUCGACUUUGCAGGAUUGUUGCUAUUCAACUGCCCCCUUGCAUACAUGAUUCUUCAGCGAAAGUACUCCGGAAUGAAAGUACCUCCGAUCCACGUUCCGAUUUUCAACCUAUUCUACCCUAUCGACCAAAACGCUGCCCGACUUGAGCCGAUUUUCAUGCAAGAUGAGUGCCCUAACGAGCCGAUUCUCCUCUGCAGAAGAGAUUUAUCGAAACCACUGUUCAAUACAAGCAUUCAUACAAGCCGGAGUGGGUUUGAUUCCUUGGCGAGCACGCCAACGGCCAGACGCCGGAGGCUAGUGACCGGCAGUUUGCGGUCGUUUUUCACGCGAAGCACGGGAGCAAAAAAGUCAUCCUUUGACUCUACGGCCUCGAGUCCCGGAGUUUCGAGGCAGGAGACGAGAAACAGUGAGAAUUCACAACAAAACACCUCUUCUGCGGAAAAUGCAGUCUUUCAUUCUAAUGACAAGCGACGAUGUCACUCGUCUACUGGAACCGUCCUUUCCGCAUCGGACUUUGCUUCUAUUGAUACCGGCUGCCCGCGGAUUGAUUACAUGCUCUCCUGUCCGGACGGGUUAGCGACGAUGUCAUCUAAAUGUCUCCCACAAUAUCUUUACGCUGCGUUUUGGGAAUCAGCUGACGCCGCUUCGCUCCUGCUCAAGCAAGCUAUUUACGUCGAGUCCACGCAUGCAGGUCAUGCGAACGAUGAGGAUACCCUUAAUCCACACAAGACUUCCACAAGGUGGCAGAGAAGACGUACCACACUCAAAGUUAGAAAUCUCGAGCCAAAUCACAGAGCACAGGACUGUAUUACCACUGAAGGAAGCUCUCCUGUGAUUUCAGGCAGAUUCUCUUACGGUUUCUUUGACGUAGCAAUGCUGACGGGAGAAAAGGUCGAGCUUCAAAUUCGCUCUGACAUCUCCGAAUCUGGGUGGGAGACGAUAGACUCGCAGGAUACCGACUCCAAUGGCCGCGUUUCUUUCACCCUUCCUCCUGGUCGAUUCAAAUCUGUUGCAUUGUAUCAUUUCCGAUUAAACGUAACUGGUGAUAAUUCUUCAUGCUUUUGCUCUCUCGCUAUCGUCCCCCGUCAAUCCAAAUGCGUCGUUUUCUCCAUUGACAGUUCUUUUGCUGGAUCAGUAUCGAUUCUGGGAACGGAUCCGAAAGUACGGCCAGCUUCGGUGGAUGUAGCGCGUUUUUGGAACGACAACGACUAUCUAAUUUUGUAUAUUUCCUCCCGACCCGACAUGAUGAAAAAUAGAGUCGUUUCUUGGCUCAAACAACACAAUUUUCCAAAUGGCUUCACAUUUUUCCAAAAGGGGAUCCACCAUGAUCCUUAUGCGAAAAAGUGCGAAAUGCUCAAGAAAAUCAUCUCUUCCAGCGAACUUGACGUGGCUGCUGCUUAUGGGGGGCCAAAAGACUUGCAAAUAUAUCGCUCAAUAAAUAUCCCAACGAGGUCGAUUUUUGUCGUUGGGAGCAAGGGCAAGAAUAAAAUUCAAAAUAUGGGAACCGUCCUUUCCGAAGGAUACAAUGUCCACCUGGACUGGCUUCGAAAUUCGCCAUUCCAAAAUUUGCCGCAGUCCGCUAAUUCCGCCUCCCGACUGAUUCUGAAACGCCAGACAACCUGCUUACAUUGA
Messenger RNA from Oikopleura dioica, 2076 nucleotides. The record is from the annotation of a GenBank genome assembly. NCBI's taxonomy places the organism in Eukaryota, Metazoa, Chordata, Appendicularia, Copelata, Oikopleuridae.